Molecule: messenger RNA, 4434 nt
Organism: Xenopus laevis (African clawed frog)
Lineage: Eukaryota; Metazoa; Chordata; Amphibia; Anura; Pipidae
Gene: masp1.L
Product: ovochymase 2 like [provisional] L homeolog
Source: RefSeq, marked provisional
GCACAGGACAAAGCUAAAGCCAGGCAGAGCAGCUGUGAGGAUCAAAUACACACACACACAAAGGAGAUAGAAGACAGGGAGAAGGAAAAUAUCUGCCAAAAUGAGGAUACCGCUGCUCUUUUCCAUCUGCUUGUGGAUGUUAUCGGAAGCAGAAGUCAUUCAGCUUACUGAUAUGUUUGGUGAAAUCCGGACACCCAACUUUCCUGACUCUUAUCCUAGCGACUCAGAGGUGACAUGGAAUAUCACUGUCCCAGAGGGUUUUCGGCUAAAGCUCUAUUUCAUGCACUUUGAUCUGGAACCGUCUUACCUCUGCGAGUAUGAUUAUGCCAAGGUGGAGUCUGAGGACCAGGUUAUUGCCAACUUCUGCGGGAAAGAAAGCACUGACACAGAGCAAGCUCCAGGUCAACAGAUUAUUACAUCACCUAGUAAUUUUCUAAGCCUCACCUUCCGGUCUGAUUUCUCCAAUGAGGAGCGCUUCACAGGGUUUGAUGCUCAUUAUAGCGCAAUAGAUAUAGACGAGUGUACAGAGAAAAGUGAUGAAGAUCUGGUUUGUGACCAUCACUGCCACAAUUACAUUGGAGGGUUCUACUGCUCCUGCAGAUUUGGUUACCUCUUGCACACGGAUAACAGAACAUGCAAAGUGGAAUGCAGUGAUAAUCUUUUUACCCAAAGAAGCGGGUUAAUUUCAAGUCCGGACUAUCCCGGUCCAUAUGCCAAGAGCUCAGACUGUCGAUAUAGGAUUGAGCUAGAAGAAGGUUUUGUUAUAAAUCUCCAUUUUGAUGACAACUUUGAUGUUGAAGAUCACCCGGAAGUCAAGUGCCCUUAUGAUUACUUAAAGAUAAAAACUGGAAAAAAGGAAUUUGGCCCACUGUGUGGAGAGAAAUCGCCCGGAAGAAUAGAAACAGGAAGCAACAGCGUUCAGAUUCUCUUCCAUAGUGACAAUUCUGGGGAAAAUGGAGGAUGGAGAUUGUCCUACUCUGUAACAGGUAUGCCAUGUCCAAAUCUGCACCCGCCAAUGAAUGGAAAACUUGAACCUCCUCAGUCUGAAUAUACAUUUAAAGAUCAGGUUGUAAUUAGCUGCAACCAAGGGUACCGAGUGCUGAAGGAUAAUGUUGAGAUGGAGAGUUUACAGAUUGAAUGUCGAAAAGAUGGAACAUGGAGUAACCAAAUUCCACCGUGUCAAAUUGUUGACUGCAAAAAGCCAAAGGAGAUAGAGAAUGGAUUCAUCACCUACUCCACAGCAGAAAACCGAACCACAUACCAGUCCAGCUUUAACUAUUCCUGCAGGGAACCUUACUACAUGAUGGUCCCAAACAUAACACUUGUGUAUACUUGUGAUGCAAGCGGAGAGUGGACUAGCCAGGAGAUUGGAGCAAAGAUUCCUACUUGUCAGCCAGUUUGUGGCAAACCAGCUCGGCCUCUCCCUGGAAUAGUGAAGCGGAUCAUCGGAGGACGGAACGCAGAGCCAGGAUUCUUCCCAUGGCAAGUACUAAUUGUUGUGGAAGAUCUUUCACGAGUUCCUAUGAACAAAUGGUUUGGUGGUGGAGCUCUUAUCUCAGACUCCUGGGUACUGACAGCUGCUCACAACUUAAGAUCUCAACGUCGUGACAACACGGUGAUGCCAGUUGCCAAAGAGCAUGUCACCGUCUAUUUGGGUUUGCAUGAUGUGCGAAGUAAGACAGAUGCAGUAAACAGAACUAUAGAGAAAAUCAUUUUGCAUGAAAUGUUUGACCCAGAGAGUUAUAACCAUGACAUUGCCCUAGUGAAGCUGAAUGAGAAGGUUAUAAUGAACCAGUAUGUGAUGCCAGUUUGCCUGCCAAAGCUUGAGCAUGAGUUGGAAGGACCUCAGCCUAACACGCUAGGCCUUGUGGCAGGUUGGGGCAUUUCCGAUCCUAACAUCACUGUAGAUGAAGUUAUCAGCUCGGGCAUGAGGACACACUCUGCUAUUCUACAGUAUGUCAAGCUUCCAGUGGUGCUUCAUGCAGUGUGCAAGGAAAGCUAUGAAUCCCGCUCAGGAAAUUAUAGCGUUACAGAGAAUAUGUUCUGUGCUGGUUAUUAUGAAGGGGGAAAAGACACCUGUCUCGGGGACAGUGGAGGUGCAUUUAUUAUGCAGGACACUGACACAAAACGUUGGGUGGCACAGGGGUUAGUUUCUUGGGGUGGACCCGAAGAAUGUGGGAGCAAGCAGGUUUAUGGAGUCUAUACCAAAGUAUCUAAUUUUGUGGAUUGGGUAGAUGAUAAUCUUAAAUCCUAAUCUGGCCAAAUCUAAACUACACUAUUAUUAUAAAUUAUAUCUGUAAGACACAUUAUCAAAAGACAGAAAAAGGUCAGACAAUCAUAGCUCAUAUUUUUAACAUAUUGUAUAAAAAGUAUUUAUGAGAAUAUUAAAUAAUACAGUAUUUCUUUUUAUAUUGUUUUGCUUUUUUUUUAAACUGUUUUUACAUUCAGGAGAGUGUGUAAAAUACCCCAAUCUUGGUAUUCAGACUCAAAGCUCUGAUAAGACCAACUUUGUCUUGAGCAUAAUGUGCAAAAAACCCAUUUUAAAUUUUUUUUUGUGCAAUGUAUGCACAUGUGCAAUUUAAUAUUGCUUGCUUCAGUAGAGUUAUCGUAAUGGGUUUUUUUGAAAUACUGUAGUUAUAGAUGUGUUUCACUGUAGAAUGCAUAUGCCUAGCAAGCAAUAUGGACUCUCCUGUGCAUAUGUAUACUAGGGAUAAGUGAAUUUUUUCGCAUUGUUUCGCCGCAGAAAUGAUGCCCAUAGCCUCCAAUGGGAGAAAAAAAAUUGUUGUCCACAGACUUCAAUGCGAAUUUUCACUGGCUGCAAAUUUUUGGCGAAGCGAAACGGGUCAAAUUCGCCCAUCCCUAUUGUAUAGAUUUAAAUUUACACAGAAAGAAUGUUCUGAUUUCUAAAGGAAAAUCUCAAGAACAGAACUGACUAAUUAAAGAAAAUAAUAUAAGCUAAAACAUGUACAUUGGCUGUACAGUAGAGUAAAAUUGGUACUAAAUGCUGAAAUUUAGCUUUAUUGCACAGGGACAUAACUUUGUGGGCCUUGUCCCCCCCCCUGAAUAAAUGUUUCCAGGGCUUCCCUCCAUUGAAAAAUCACAGGUAGCCAGCAGUGCAUGCAAAAUGCAAAAUCGUGGCUCAUCUACAGUUUUGUUUGUGUUGCAGGUCACCAGUGACCCCUGCACCCCUCUUCUUACAGGUACCCUGUAGUUGCUGGGUCAGUCAUUUCUGUAUAGUUAUGCCACUGCACAUUGCAGGAUAGCAGCAUAAAACAGAAAACAAGCUGGCAGUGUGGAGUUCUGAUUCUAAUCAAAGAGGAGCAGUGGCCUGGGGUCUGAAGUAGGUGGUUAUAAUCUCUAGGGGACCUCAAUUGAAUAAGCCUUACUUUGUCCUUUAAUAGCAAAGCUUUUUUCAAAUUUAUAUUUUAGCUGAGUCAGCUAAUAGUGUUCCUCAGGCUGCAGAACCACAGGCCAGUUGGGUUCAAUCUGUAACAGAUGGAUUGGUGCUGCACUUGUGCUGUGCAUGGCCUAGAAUAUUUUUUUGCGUACAUACUGUGCAUGUAAAUUCGAAAGUGAGAUUUAUCGGACCUCGACCAUGGAAACAGUUCUAAUUCAUAUAUUCGCCACCUAAAACCUGACAAAUUCAUUUACAAGUCACCACAGAGGUCCAGUGACCCAUUUAAAUAUGUUAAUAGCCUUCCUGACAUUGGAGUUUUUUUCGGAGGAAAAUUCAAUUUGAAUUUCAUUCGUAUUCGAUUCAAUUACAAAACAAAUGUUCGGUUCGUUCCCAUUCGAUCAAAUUUUAGACGUUCAAUUUUUUUUUCAUAAAUAACCACCCAUUCCAAUUGUGUGUACAUUCGAAUUUAUUAGAAUAAAAAAUAAUUCACAUCAAUUCAAAAUUCGACCUUUGUUAAAUCUGCCUUUUAAUGUUCUGUUAGCAUGCGUUGGUAAAAGCUGUGUGUUUGCUUCAGAAAGACUACAAGGGAUGGGCGAAUUUGACAUAUUUAGUUUCACCUAAAAUUCGCCGCCAGCCAAAAUAUCGCAGAUGCCCAUUACAGUCCAUGGGCGUCAAAGAAAUGUUGUUGUGCGGCAAAGUUUUUUCUUUUGAUACACAACGCCAUACAAGUCUAUGGGCGUCAUUUUUGCGGCGAAACGAGAAAAAAUUCGCCCAUCCCUAACUACAAUAAUUUAUAUAAAUAUGCUUUAUGGGGAAAGUGAUUUGCAAUAAAUGUGCUCAUAGAUGAUAAUGUACAUUUUUUAUCUUAUUACACUUUUAAUACACUCCUACCAAAAAAGUCUUUCAAAGACAUAUGUAUGCAGCUGUGGAUACAACUGUACAUUUCUUUGGCUGUUCUAUGAUUGUAAACUAUUUUCCAUUGUAUGUUUUUGUAUUUUUUUUAGUGCCUACAUUUUUAUAAUAAAGAUAUAUUGAGG